Messenger RNA from Protobothrops mucrosquamatus (brown spotted pit viper), 2679 nucleotides. It is a transcript of the gene NGEF, whose product is annotated as neuronal guanine nucleotide exchange factor. Lineage: Eukaryota; Metazoa; Chordata; Lepidosauria; Squamata; Viperidae. Gene Ontology annotation, molecular function: protein binding; guanyl-nucleotide exchange factor activity. The coding region runs from base 76 to 1689 and encodes 537 amino acids. The record is from RefSeq and is a predicted model, not a curated record. Gene Ontology annotation, biological process: activation of GTPase activity. The transcript has 12 exons.
GCGGGGCCAACUUCUUUCCCGGAAGAGACCCCUGAGCAGACUGACUGCCCGACUGCUUUCCCCGAAGCUCUGCAGAUGAUUCACCCCAUGACCGCAGACUCUUGGAAGAACUUCAUUGAGCAAAUCGGUUUGUUGUAUCAAGAAUAUCGGGAUAAAUCCACACGUCAUGAGAUUGAAACCAGGCGGCUGCAGGACUCCCAGACAGAUACUGAAGAAGGCUCAACUACUGAAGAGUCACCAAUAGAAACUGAAACUGCAAAUGUGUUAGAAAACAAAACUGUCCCCCAGAUUAACUUGCUCAGGAAUUCCACAUCAAGGUUCAAUUUAUGGCAAGAUCUUCCAGAAGUCAGAAGCAGUGGUGUUUUGAAUAUUCUCCAGCCAGAUGAAGUCAAGCUUCAAGAGGCUACGUUUGAACUGGUCACUUCAGAAGCCUCAUACUACAAAAGUUUGAAUUUAUUGAUAUGUCAUUUCAUGGAAAAUGAUCGACUGAAAAAGAUUUUGCAUCCUUCAGAGGCUCACAUCCUCUUCUCCAAUGUCCUGGAUGUCAUAGCAGUCAGUGAACGAUUUCUCUUAGAUCUUGAGAAACGAGUGGAAGAGAACAUUGUAAUCUCUGAUGUCUGUGACAUUGUCCAUCAGCAUACUAUUAGCCACUUCUCAGUAUAUGUCACUUACGUGUCCAACCAAACCUACCAGGAAAGAGCUUAUAAGCAACUUCUCCAAGACAAGCCAGCUUUCCGGGAGGUGAUCUUACAAUUGGAACUGGAUCCAAAAUGCAAAGGCCUGCCUUUCUCAUCUUUCUUGAUUUUGCCUUUUCAAAGAAUCACUAGGCUGAAGCUGCUGGUACAGAAUAUCCUGAAGAAAGUGGAAGAAAAAUCUGAACGUGAAAUCACUGCUCUUGAGGCUCACAAGGAACUGGAAAUAGUAGUGAAGGCAUGUAAUGAAGGAGUUAGAAAGAUGAGUCGCACAGAACAGAUGAUCAGCAUCCAAAAGAAAUUGGAAUUUAAGAUCAAGUCUGUGCCCAUCAUAUCUCAUUCCCGCUGGCUGCUAAAGCAGGGAGAACUCCAGCAGAUGAAUGGCCCUAAAACAUCCCGUACACUACGUACAAAGAAACUCUUUAGAGAAAUCUACUUGUUCCUUUUCAACGACUUACUAGUACUAUGCAGACAAAUUAAUGGUGACAAGUACCAAGUAUUUGAUUCUGCUUCUCGAGGCCUUCUUCGAGUGGAAGAGUUGGAGGACCAAGGGCAGAGCUUGGCCAAUGUAUUUAUUCUGAGGCUGCUAGAAAAUGCAGAUGACCGUGAAGUCAGCUAUAUGUUGAAGGCGUUAUCCCAAAGUGAAAUGAAACGCUGGAUGAUUUUGCUGGCUCCAAAUCGACGAACAAAGUUUGUUUCCUUCACAUCCAGACUUAUGGAUUGCCCUCAAGUACAAUGUGUCCAUCCUUACGUGGCCCAGCAACCAGAUGAACUUUCAUUGGAAUUGGCUGAUGUCCUCAACAUUCUGGAAAAGACAGAUGAUGGCUGGAUAUUUGGGGAACGUUUGCAUGAUCAAGAAAGAGGUUGGUUCCCCAGUUCUAUGGGUGAAGAGAUUAUGAAUGCCAAGAUUCGAUCUCAAAAUUUAAAGGAAUGUUUCCGAGUGCACAAAACUGAUGACAGUCAGCGGAGGAAGAUGGGCAGCAGGAAUAGACAAUGAUCAUUGCUUAGUCGUCUGUUUUUCAGAAGCUAUUUAUGGCAGAGGCUGAGACAAUGAAAUGUAGUGCUUGAGAGAAUGCACAUGAAUCAUCUCUUGGCAAGCAGAUCCUUUCACCUAUGAACUAUUGGGCUUCCUUGCAUUCUUAUUACAAGCUGGAUAAUCUUUCUGAAGACAGACUGAAAAGAAGAGAGGCUGUCAUUCACCUGUACAGAUGUAGAAGCUGUAAAUGUCUUUCCUAAUGUACUGCAUACUCUGAAGAUUGUAAAUUUAUUAAUGCUGCAUGAUGAGGAAACUAAUCACUUGAGCAACUGGGAAAAUUAUGUCAAAGUCCGUAAAUCCAGCAAUUUGGUUCUUUAGCAUCUUAUCCAAUGGUACAAAAAAGUGCAGCAUUUGAUUUUCUUAUGAAAAGAUAAUGAAGUUGUAGACAAUACUACUUUGAAAGCUUAUACUAUAAAUUGUCAACUUCCAUAUUUCUAUACUCAGGAAGUUUCUCCUAGGAACUGAGUUUGAACUGCUCAUGUGAUAAACUAGUUUCUUCUUGUGUUUUGGAAAAAAGGUGGAGGUAACAAAAUGAUCAGGAAGUGCAAUGUUGUGUAGUUAAAAUGCACUACAAUAUUUAUUUACCUGGGUGUCUUGGUUAUGAACUUCCAAGUUCUAGACGGUAAUAUUGAAGCAUGCAAAGUAUAUUUUCUAAAAUAAGAGUCAGUUGGUUGCAGUGGCCCAAUUGGGAACUCAGAUUAUCAUCCUUCUAUUUUUUUGAUCUGUGUAGUCUACGCUUCUCAAUGAUGUAUGCCAAACCACAUUAUUCAGGGACGAUACGGAAUCAAUUAUUCUGUUUUAUAAGAAAUAUUAUUCCCUGUCUAAACAAUCACUAACUGCACUUACUUAUCCAAAGUUAGUUAUCUCAUACACGUACCACUGGCAACCAGACAGAGUAUAGUUGUGUUUGGAGUUAGUGCCAGAAUGGGGAGUAUAUUAAGACAGGGAUCC